Parnassius apollo (apollo) is the source of this 1326-nucleotide messenger RNA. The record is from the annotation of a GenBank genome assembly. Lineage: Eukaryota; Metazoa; Arthropoda; Insecta; Lepidoptera; Papilionidae.
AUGGCUAAAGUCCGCCCACUUUUUGAUUUACUCAAUAAAAAGUUUCUGCAAUAUGCCGUAAUCGAAAAGAACAUCAGCAUAGAAGAGUCUAUGAUACCUUACUAUGGUAGACACGGAUGUAAGCAGCAUAUCAGAGGUAAGCCUAUUAGAUUUGGCUUCAAAACAUGGAUUGCAGCCUUGCCCUUAGGAUAUUGCUUAUACGCCGACCCAUAUCAAGGCCGCUAUGAAACUUUUAGUACCGGGUUAGGACAAUAUGUUGUGCAAAAAUUGAUGACCGAGAUUCAGAAUGUCUACAAAGAAACAAGAUUCUCAGUUUUCUGCGACAACUUCUUCACAGGAUUACCGUUAAUAACGGCAAUGAAAGAAAAAAAUAUUUUAGUGACAGGUACAGUACGUAGUAAUCGCACUGACAAGUGUCCUUUGAAAGAUGAAAAAUUAUGCAAGAAGGAACAGCGAGGUUACCAUGACAGCCGGCUCGAUCUAAACAGCGGCAUCUGUGCAGUGCGCUGGAACGAUAAUAGUGUAGUUACUCUGUUAUCCAGUGAAUACGGCGUGGAGCCUAUACAUACUGCAAGGAGAUACUCAGCUGCUCAAAAGCAAAGAGUAAAUGUAACACAACCCAACAUUGUGCACCAAUACAAUCAUUUUAUGGGAGGGGUUGCUCGGUUAGAUGCAAACAUUGGUACCUAUCGAAUAGCAAUUAGGGGCAAAAAGUGGUAUAUCCCGUUACUUUUCUGGUUGAUAGACGUUGCGGUCAACAAUGCUACCCUACUAGCUCGUAAUUUCUCCAAAGAUAUAGAUACGCUGGAAUUUAGACGUAGCAUUGUCAGAACCUUACUUCAAAAAUAUGGCAAUGAUAAGCAGCAUCCGGGACCUAGCAAACGGGUAUCUACAAAUGUACCUACAUCAGUACGAAAGCAUAACGCUGAGCACAUGAUCGGCAGGGCACCAAAACAACCUCUAAACUACGAGUUGUUACAAAAUGUGCUUGGAGAUGGGUGUCAAUCAGACCUGGACAUAUCGGAUAAGGAGACAGAAUCGGCUGUCAAUGUGCCUCGACUACUAGAUGAUGAAGGUGAUAUACCCCCAGAGAUUUCACCAGGUGUAUCACAUAAUUUAUCAAAUACCGAUACUAUGAUAAAAAUCCUUGGAACGGAAUGCGCUACUGCCGUCGCCGUCGUCUCAAUAGCGCAUCGAGAUCGACUGUGGCUUAGCCGGCAGCUGCAUCGCAAAGAGAACAAAGUUUUGUCCCCAUAUUCAGACACUACUGCAUGUAAACAUGCGCCAUGUAAGUACGUCGGAACUAACAACGGCGUAAAUAGUUAA